AUGAUAGCUAAACCACCACCACCACCACCCUCCUCAUCCACCAUUUCAACACUAUCCCACCACCAUCAUACCCUCAACUCAACCACCAGCCUCCACUGGGUGUCCCACCCACAAUCCUCCGUCAAACUCUUCACAUCCACCUCCUCCACCAACACAACCACCGCAAACCCAUCUCGAGUUAAAGCCGCCACUAACUCCUCCACAUCUCUCACUACAGACACCACCACAAAGCCACAUCGAGAUUCCUACGAUGAGACCCUCCUAAACCUUUUGCGGCAAAGAAAAACCGAGGAUGCUUGGCUUGUCUACACUCAAUCUCCUCACCUACCAAACCCCACUUGCCUCAGCCGCUUAGUUUGCCAAUUAUCUUAUCAAAACACCCCCUCUGCCCUCACCAGAGCUCAAUCCAUCAUCCAACGCCUCCGCCAUGAACGCCAGCUCCAUCGCCUCGACGCCAACUCCCUUGGCCUCCUGGCCGUCGCAGCCGCCAAGUCCGGUGAUACACUCUACGCCAACUCCAUUCUCAAGUCUAUGCUUAGAUCCGGAUACCUUCCUCAUGUCAAGGCCUGGAGCGCCGUUGUAAGUCGCCUCGCCGCAUCGGGCGAUGAUGGCCCCAAAGAGGCCAUCAAGCUGUUUAGAUCUGUCACCCGGACAAUCAGGAAAUUCCCGGAGCGGACCAUGGUCAUGAAUUCUCGGCCUGACACUGCGGCAUACAACGCCGUUCUUAAUGCGUGUGCCAAUUUGGGUUGGACCGACAAGUUCCUCCAACUGUUCGAGGAAAUGCCUGAGAACAAAUGUGAACCGGAUAUCUUGACUUACAACGUCAUGAUUAAGCUUUGCGCAAGGAUUGAAAGGAAAGACUUGCUUGUCUUUGUACUCGAACGGAUUCUCGAAAAAGAAAUCCCUUUAUGUAUGACAACAUUGCAAUCUUUGGUGGCAUCUUACAUCGGCUUCGGUGAUUUGGAAGCUGCAGAGAAUAUCGUUCAAGCAAUGAGGGAAGGAAGGCAAGACCUUUGCAAGAUUCUAAGAGAUUGCAAUUCGGACGAAUUCCCAAAUGAAAACGAAAAUGAAGUGUUUGAGAAAUUGCUUCCAAAUAUGAAUUACCCAACAGAUUAUGAACCACCAUUGUUGCCAAAGGUAUACCCUCCUAACACCAGGAUGUACACAACCUUAAUGAAGGGCUAUAUGAAAGCCGGCUGGAUCCAAGGCACGGUGGGAAUGCUCGACGCAAUGAGAAGCCAAGACGACACUGCUAGUCACCCAGACCACGUUACAUAUACAACGGUCAUAUCAGCACUGGUAAAUGUGGGAGCCAUGGAAAAGGCAAGACAAGUUCUAGCCGACAUGACUGAAGACGGUGUUCAAGCCAAUCGGAUCACUUACAAUAUCCUUUUAAAAGGGUAUUGCCAACAACUACAACUAGAUAAGGCAAGAGACGCUCUUAAAGAGAUGGUAGAUUCAGGUAUCCAACCGGAUGCUGUAUCGUACAACACAUUGAUCGAUGGAUGCAUAUUGGUUGAUGAUAGUGCAGGAGCUCUUGCUUUCUUCAAUGAAAUGAGAGCAAGAGGCAUUGCUCCUACAAAGAUAAGUUACACCACUCUGAUGAAAGCCUUUUCAGUAUCGGGCCAACCAAAGCUAGCCAACGACGUUUUCGAUGAAAUGGAAAAAGACCCGCGAGUUAAAGUUGAUUUGGUGGCUUGGAACAUGUUGAUUGAAGGGUAUAGUAGAUUGGGAAUGCUCGAUCCUGUAAAGGAAAUGAUCGAACGGAUGAAAAAGAAAGGGGUUUAUCCAGAUGUAGCUACUUAUGGUAGUCUUGCAAGUUGUAUCGCAUUGGCAAGAAAGCCCGGAGAAGCGCUGUUGCUUUGGAACGAAAUAAAAGAAAGGUGUGGUUUGAUUACAGAUGAAAGCAAGGUUUCGAAAACGGGUUCUUCUUCAAGUGUUCCAAUUUUGAAGCCUGAUGAAGGGCUGUUGGAUACUUUGGCAGAUAUAUGUGUGAGGGCUGCUUUCUUUAAGAAAGCUUUGGAGAUUGUAGCUUUCAUGGAGGAACUUGGAAUAGCACCAAAUAAGACCAAGUAUACGAGAAUCUACAUAGAGAUGCAUUCGAGGAUGUUUACGAGCAAACAUGCUUCGAGAGCGAGGCAGGAUAGAAGGAUAGAGAGGAAAAGAUCCGCGGAAGCUUUCAAAUUUUGGCUGGGGUUGCCUAAUUCUUAUUAUGGAAGCGAGUGGAGACUCGAAGGAGCUGAAGACGAUGAGCACGCCAUCUAAUAGCAGUUUCCCGGUGAAACCAAAUUAAAUCAAACGAGCCCAGUAUAUCGUGUCUUGAGGACGAUAAGAUGUACGCAAUCUUGUCCUCUAUCUUGAAGUGUCGAACGGCUGCCGAUACUUGUAACUACAUAGAAUUUGGUCGACAAUCUAUGGUGGAUGAAUUACGAUAUUCAGUUUGGAUUUUUGUUGUACAAAUUUUGUAGACGGUUUAUAUGUUUCCUCUCGUAUAUAAUAUACACACGUGUAUGAUAUAGUUGUAGGAGUAUACCAAGCAUAUAGAAUAAAGCAAGUAUGUUACAUAUAC
Molecule: messenger RNA, 2569 nt
Organism: Cynara cardunculus var. scolymus (artichoke)
Lineage: Eukaryota; Viridiplantae; Streptophyta; Magnoliopsida; Asterales; Asteraceae
Product: pentatricopeptide repeat-containing protein At3g09650, chloroplastic
Exons: 1
Coding region: 1-2265 (754 amino acids)
Molecular function (GO): protein binding
Source: RefSeq, a predicted model, not a curated record